Molecule: messenger RNA, 1500 nt
Organism: Cannabis sativa
Lineage: Eukaryota; Viridiplantae; Streptophyta; Magnoliopsida; Rosales; Cannabaceae
Exons: 5
Coding region: 317-1003 (228 amino acids)
Cellular component (GO): membrane
Source: RefSeq, a predicted model, not a curated record
UCGACUUUUCAUUUCAUUAAAGGGCUAUAAAUAUUGGUGCAGUGCAAUUAAUAAAUAAUAAAUAUUGAACUAUAAAUUUUGUCUACGGAAGUUGAUAUAAUAGAUCACCAACUUCUUACCUAAACUCAACCGAGAUAAUUAAUUCAAUAUGAAGUAUAGUUGAGAUUGCAUUAUGAGAGGACCAACUUUUUCUGAAAUUCUUUAAUACCCAACUCAUAAUUUUUCUUUAUAUUUUCAACUUUCAUGAAGAAAAAAUAAAUUAAAAAAGAACUGUUGUUAAUCUGUGAUAAUUCUCUCAAGGUAAAAGAAAAAAAAAAUGGAGGAUCAAGUAAAGAAUGUGGUUAUGGUGGGAGUUAUUUCAUGGUCAAUAUCAUUUAUGUUAAUAAGAAAUAUUUUACCAAACCGUUCUUUUGGAUUCUGCAAUCGACUUGUUUCUUCAAUGCAUGCAAUUCUAGCUGUGAUUUUAGCUUCACUGUCUGUUGAAGAUUGGAACUGCCCUGUUUGUCCUGUGGCUUCAAAUUCUUCUUCUAAACAGGUGACAACAUUAGCUGUGACCCUCUCUUAUCUCAUAUACGAUCUGAUUUGUUGUCAAUUUGAUAAACAAUUUAGUCUUGAUAAUACCAUUCACCAUUUGGUUAGCAUUGUUGGAAUCGGCGCAGGUCUUGCCUAUGGAAAGAGUGGUUCAGAAUUGGUGGCAGCACUGUGGGUAUCUGAACUCUCUACUCCUUUUCUACACUUAAGAGAACUCGUUAAAGAAUUAGGUUACAAAGAUACUGACUUAAACUUGGCUGCUGAUAUUUCUUUUGCAGUAGUAUUUUCAGUUGCAAGGAUGGUACUAGGAUCUUAUGUAACUUGCGUAACUGUUGUGGCAAACAAUCCUCUUGUCAUACAGGCCAUGGCAGUGGGAUUGCUGCUCCUCAGCGCAUUCUGGUUCUUCAAGAUUGUAAGAAUGGUCAAAUAUAAACUGAAAAGAAGGUCGUCCACAAACACAAAACAUGCCUGAAAGUACAAGCAUAUAUAAUCAGUAGAAGAGUAGCUUGAGCAACAAAUAAAUUUUAUCUGGAAUCAACUUUUAUUAAUAUUACUAUGUUGAACUGAAUUCUGCUGUUGUUAGUUUGACUACUUCAUGAAGCCAUAUUCUGGGUAGCAUUCAAAAAUUAAAAUUUAACUUUGUGUGUUCCUUGCUAAAAAAAGGUUGACCAUCGAGUAUAUGAUUUAGUUACUACAGUAUUAUUGCAUACAGAAUCACAAUGUGGUAAUACAACCAACAUCUCCAAAAUCCAGUGAUCCAUUUCUUCAAAGAACUUAGUAACACUCCUGUAAACAUAGACUAAAAUGCUCUUGCCUAAAACAUCCAUGACCGAGAACAGGACAUUACUCUUUUCCGAAAUCUGCAUUGUAAUGUGAACUUGAUUCGAGUUUCUUCGCUUCAUUUAGCUUCCGUACAGCCUGGUAAUUUGCAGUGUAUAUAAUGAAUUUAUGAAUAAGUCUUCAAAAUUA